Molecule: messenger RNA, 1468 nt
Organism: Tilletiopsis washingtonensis
Lineage: Eukaryota; Fungi; Basidiomycota; Exobasidiomycetes; Entylomatales
Exons: 8
Coding region: 163-1452 (429 amino acids)
Biological process (GO): protein arginylation
Cellular component (GO): cytoplasm
Molecular function (GO): arginyl-tRNA--protein transferase activity
Source: RefSeq, a predicted model, not a curated record
CACCACCUCAAGCCCGGUCUCAGGAGCAACGCAAGGCUGCAGCGCCGGUGUAGACUGCAGCUUCUGUCGCAGGCGUCACCAGCGAUUCGCGCGCUCCCUUUGUGGCGCCUCUCCGCCGUGUAGAAGUGGAGGUGCCCGGCGCCUCGCCAGAGCGUCUUCGCCAUGGACGGCGUGAGCAUGGUCUCGCCCGUCGGCAUGAGUGCCUCGACGUGUGGCUACUGCGGGCCGCCCGGUGAACGCUCUGCGGACAAGGGCAGCGUCUCCUAUGGCAUCUGGGCACAUCAACUCACGCCGCAGGCAUAUCAAGACCUCAUUGACCGCGGCUGGCGGCGCAGUGGCAGCUACUGCUACCAUCCGGACAACAGCAGAACGUGCUGUCCCCAACAUCCGAUCCGGCUCAAGGCCAGCUCUUUCAAAGCCUCAAGAUCACAGCGACGAGCGCUCGCUGCGUUCCGCACAGCCAUUGAUGCAGAGCCUGCUUCGUCGAGCCCGUCCGGCUCCAGCUCCAAGUACAGCCAGCCCUUCGACGUCGUCAAGGCGUGGCAGGACAUCGAGAGUGAGCCCGUGACUUCGACGUCGCAAGAUGCGAAAGCGACACAUCUCGAGCGCGGCAGGAUUGCUCUCGAAUGGCGAAGGGCGCGCAAGGCUGGAAGAGCAGACGUGCCAGUCGCUCCUACUCUGCCGCACGUGCAUCCCGGCAAGCGCAGCGCACGACUGCAGGUCACACUCGUGCCAGGCAGAGCGACAAAGGAGAACUUUGCGCUCUUCACGCGCUACCAGAUGGGCGUGCAUCGCGAGAGCGAGGACAAGGUCACGAGGAAGGGCUUUGAGCGCUUCCUAUGCCAGAGUCCCAUUCAGGCGAGUCGCCGGAAUCUCGUGGUGCCGGCCAACGAGAAGAUCCUGGGCCUUCAGCACCACGAGUAUCGCUUGGACGGCCAGCUGAUCGCCGUCGGCGUGCUGGACAUACUGCCGCACUGCGUGUCGUCCGUCUAUCUCUUUUACGACCCCGCCUUUGCACAUCUGCAGCUGGGCAAGAUCAGCGCGCUGCGGGAAAUUGCGCUUGUCGAGCAGCUGAGGCAGCAGCAGCCCAGUCUCGAGUGGUACUACAUGGGGUACUACAUUCCUUCGUGCCAGAAGAUGGCCUACAAGGCCGAGUUCGCCCCUUCGCAAGUGCUCGACACGCGCACCAAUGCGUGGCAUUCGCACGCCGACUUUCUCGCUGCUCGCAGCGUCGCGCCUCAGCUGGAGAGACUUCCGCUGCCGAGCAGCUACGACGGCGACGACGAGGACAUUCCCUGGCCGUCUCCGCCGCCGCUUGGCUUUCUGGAGCCGCAGAGCAUCGAGCCGGCCGGCACGCUCGUCAUGCGUGCCGGCCAGGCGCCGGCAGAUUGCGACAUCCGCGAGGUGUUGGCGGCCCUGCGCAGCCGCGAGGGCUUCGUGAUUGUACUAUGAUUGCGUUGCAUGCGUG